This is a messenger RNA of Aureobasidium musti, 996 nucleotides long. Lineage: Eukaryota; Fungi; Ascomycota; Dothideomycetes; Dothideales; Saccotheciaceae. The record is from the annotation of a GenBank genome assembly.
AUGAGCGCCGCUGCGCCCGCCGAAAAGAAGAAGAAGCCGUCGGCCCUGCGCUCCAUCAUCGCCGGUUCCAGCGCGGGUGCUGUUGAAAUCGCCAUCACCUAUCCCGCCGAAUUCGCAAAGACCCGAUCUCAGCUCAAUCGUCGCCUCGCCGAGGGCAAGAAGCUACCAUGGCCGCCGUUCGGUAGUCAGUGGUAUGCCGGCUGCACUACUCUGAUCAUUGGAAAUUCCAUCAAGGCUGGCGUUCGCUUUGUCGCUUUCGAUGCAUACAAGAACAUGCUCUCAAAUCCCGAUGGUACUAUCAGUGGUCCCGCUACCGUCAUUGCUGGUUUCGGUGCUGGUGUAACCGAGAGCUUGCUGGCUGUCACUCCCUUUGAGAGCAUCAAGACCCAAUUGAUCGACGACCGCAAAGCCGCUCAACCCAGGAUGAACGGCUUCAUUCACGGGAGCAGACUCAUUGCCCACGAACAGGGUGUGCGUGGCUUCUUCAAAGGCUUCGUACCUACAACCGCAAGACAGGCAGCAAACUCGGCUGUCAGAUUCAGUAGUUAUACCAGCUUGAAACAGCUGGCGCAAAGCUAUGUUGCUCCAGGAGAGAAGCUCGGCGCACUGAGCACUUUCGGUAUCGGCGGGUUGGCUGGCAUAAUUACAGUGUAUGUCUUUCAAAUCAAGAAAUCAUGCUCAGCCAUUGACAUUCCGCAGNNAUACGUAACCAUGCCACUUGACACUGUCAAGACAAGAAUGCAGUCCAUCGAAGCAAAGACCGAGUAUAAGAACAGCUUUAACUGCGCAGCACGUGUGGUCAGAGAAGAAGGUUUCCUCACCCUUUGGUCUGGUGCUGUGCCUAGACUUGGUCGACUCAUCCUGAGCGGCGGCAUAGUCUUCACCAUGUACGUCUUAUUAUUCUCGUACUCGUACAUGUCACUAAACAUUUCACCAGGNUACGAAAAGACGAUGGAGUUGCUCGACAAGCUCGACCCGGAGAAGAAGUAUCUAUGA